UUAACUUGACGCGAUUAGACCGAUCCGCUCCUGGCGCCGAAUAUAUUGCCAUCCCGCUGGAUUCCUUCUCUAUUGCAGGGCCAAAUGGGUUGCACCAAUGCAUCGUAUUCCCAGUUCUCGGCCCUUGCGUUUCGCCUCGUCUAUGGUUAAAGUUGAAAGAUCCUGAGCCUGUCCUCCGGGGGAUGGCCCAUCAGACUGCUCUGGCUACGAACUUCUUGCAUAAGCAUGGCCUUUUGCCACGGGGACUUCCGACCCUCCAAUAUCCUUGUCAAGCUGGCCAACCUCAAUCAGCUGCCUGAAGACAAGUUGCUCUCCCUCCUGGGCGAGCCUGAGAAGGCCUAUGUACGCACUGAGUCUGGCGAGGACCUUCCAGCAUCCUCACCGCGAUACCUGACAAUUCCCGCUGAUACCUCUCGAUUGGAUGCCGAAUAUCUAACUGACCAAAUCUGUGUCAUCGACUUUGGCGAAUCUUUCCCAAUCUCGUCGCCUCCAGCAGACCUGGGCAUCCCUGAAAACUACCUACCGCCUGAGGUACUGCUAGGCCAGGAGAACGCCAUUGGCCCAGCCUGCGACCUAUGGGCGCUUGGGUGCACGCUGUUCGAGAUCCGGGAACAGCUUCCACUCUUCUACAUGAUUUUUGACAAGGACGAACUGCUGACAGAAAUGGUGCGUUUCUUUGGCAAACCACCCCAGACGUGGUGGGACAAGUGGGAGGCGCGGGAGGAAUUCUUUGACGAACAGGGGACAUGGCUCCAAGACGGAGAUGGCAAGGAAGAGUGGUCACUCGAGGUGGCGUUAAGCAAGCCUAUAGAGGUUGUCCAGCCAGGCGGAGAUCACAACGGAGCGGCACAGAAGGCGUUGAUCACAUCCAAGGCGGAGCAGGGGCUAAUGGCGGAUCUUCUGUACAGGCUGUUCCGCUACGAAGCUGAGAAGCGCCCGAGUGUCGAGGAGGUGCUGGCGCAUGAGUGGUUCAAGAUGUGAAUUAAGGCUGCUGAUUGAGGACCUAAGUCCCAAGGAGUCAUAAAAGAUUGUUGCUAGAUCAUAUAUACCUGCAUGUAGUCGCAGCGGAGAAAAACCCAUAUCAAUCGGGAACUGGGUAGGUUGGAGGAAGGUGACAAAGCAAUUUCCGUCUAUAUGGGCAUACCGAAAUGCCUCGAUCU
Molecule: messenger RNA, 1160 nt
Organism: Phialemonium atrogriseum
Lineage: Eukaryota; Fungi; Ascomycota; Sordariomycetes; Cephalothecales; Cephalothecaceae
Product: kinase-like domain-containing protein
Exons: 2
Coding region: 226-981 (251 amino acids)
Biological process (GO): protein phosphorylation; intracellular signal transduction
Cellular component (GO): cytoplasm; nucleus
Molecular function (GO): ATP binding; protein serine/threonine kinase activity
Source: RefSeq, a predicted model, not a curated record